Scatophagus argus is the source of this 2133-nucleotide messenger RNA. RefSeq names its product phosphatidylserine decarboxylase (gene pisd). The record is from RefSeq and is a predicted model, not a curated record. Gene Ontology annotation, biological process: phosphatidylethanolamine biosynthetic process. The transcript is spliced from 10 exons. Lineage: Eukaryota; Metazoa; Chordata; Actinopteri; Scatophagidae. Gene Ontology annotation, molecular function: phosphatidylserine decarboxylase activity. Gene Ontology annotation, cellular component: mitochondrion. The coding region runs from base 276 to 1490 and encodes 404 amino acids.
GACGUGUUCACUUUGCGGCUGCGUGGCUGGAAUGUCAUGACACUGUGACGUAUUUGUUAGUGAUGCUGCGUGUGUUCAGGAGCAGGCUGACCUGUGACCGCACCAGACUCUGUUCAAAGUUUAUAUUAAGUUAAUAUUUAAUCGUUCCUUAAACCAGACCGCGUGCUAAAUGUCAGACGUUAGACAUGAGACGAAUGUGUGAAUGAGGUGAGGAAAGCUUCGGCUUAGAGUUUCUCCCCUGAGCUGCAGCCAGCAGCGAAGCCUGAAAACCAGUCAUGGUUUCCUGCCCCGGCCCCGGCCCCUCCCCCUCCUGUUGGCCACAGGAGGUGGUUACCUUGGUUACCAGCACUACAGGAGGAAGGGUCAGCAAGAGGAUGGAGCUCUGCCCCCUCUGGCCUCGCCCACACAGGCUCCAGGCGCCUCGCUUGGCUCUUCGUCGUCAUCUGAGUGCGCUUAGUGGCGGCGUGUGUCGCCCCACCUCUUGGCGCCGUCGGCCAAUCGCCUUCCUCUGCUAUGUCCUGUCUGCCAGCGCUCUGCGGCCAAUGGCCAAUCGGGUGGCGUUGUACCGCUCCCUCCCGACUCGCCUCCUCUCUCGGACUUGGGGUCGUCUGAAUGGGGUGGAGCUUCCCACCUGGCUCCGAAAACCCAUCUACUCCCUCUACAUCUGGACCUUUGGGGUCAACAUGCAGGAGGCUGCGGUGGAGGAUUUGCAUCACUACAGGAAUCUGGGGGAAUUUUUCCGUCGACGUCUGAAACCUGCAGUCCGACCACUCUGCCCUUCCUCCUGUCUGAUCUCUCCAGCCGAUGGAAAGAUUCUGCACUUUGGUAGGGUAAAGAACUCGGAGGUGGAACAGGUGAAGGGCAUUACCUACAGUCUGGAGAACUUCCUGGGUCCACAGAAGAGGCAGGGCAACGACCCUUCUUUGUCUUUCCGGGACCUUCUCCUGUCGUCUCCUGAUAACGACCUUUUCCACGUUGUGGUCUACCUGGCUCCAGGUGACUAUCACUGUUUCCAUUCACCCACAGACUGGAGGGUGGAGCUUCGACGUCAUUUCCCAGGCUCAUUAAUGUCCGUUAACCCUGGCAUUGCUCGUUUGGUCAAAGAGCUGUUUUGCCUUAAUGAGCGUGUGGCGCUCACUGGCCAAUGGGAGCACGGCUUCUUCUCAUUAACGGCAGUCGGGGCCACAAACGUCGGCUCCAUCAGACUUUACUUCGACCAGGAGCUUCAGACGAAUGCUCCUCGCUACAGUAAAGGAUCCUUUUACGACCGCAGGUAUGUUGCCGAUGGAAACCAGGUUUCAAUUGCAGCAGGUGAAGGAGGUGUGGUCCCGGGUGAUGAAAGGGGUGUGACCUUACAGAAGGGGGCAGCAGUCGGGGAGUUCAACCUCGGCUCCACCAUUGUUUUGCUUUUCGAAGCUCCCAAAGACUUUAGCUUCACCCUGCAGCCAGGACAGCGAAUCAGAGUGGGAGAAGGACUUGGCAGCCUCUGAAGAUCCAGACUUAUGGGGAGGGGCCUGAUGAUGGAGACUAAUCAGAGACAAAUUUUAAGAGUUUAAGGCAUUGUGGAAAAUGUUCUCUAUUACUAAGAAGCUGUGGAGCACAUAGAGAUCCUUUUAUGACAAUGACUCAUACUCCCAGAAUGCCUUGUGCCUCGUGAACGGGGAAAUGCCAUACCUCUUGCUCUUGCUUUCUGUUCUUUCCUUUCUGUCUCAACUGGAGACUGAACCAACUAACAAAACUAAUCCAGAACAAAAAGCAGACUUCAUUAAUCAGACUGUACCAACAACUAAACUCCUCACACAACAGAAUAAAAACAUGUUUUACAAAAUGUUGUUUCAAGUCAAAUAUUCUGUUAAAGUGAAGUUAAACAUUCCUCCGUCCACUGAAAGUUUGAAUGUUUGAAGCUUUAUUGUCCACAUCUUGUGGUUAAAAGUCCACUCAGAGCAGAAAAACAAAUCUGAAGCAGCUGAUUGCUGGAAACUCAACAAAAUGCCUGUGAUUGGUUAAAAAUAAUAACGGUGUUCAUUAUUUCUUUUUCUAUGUGUUAAAUUGACAUAGCAAAAGAAAAACUGAUGGUUUGUUGCUUCUCUACUUUUGUAAAAUAUGUAAUUAUGAAUAAAUAUUUAUUUCUCA